This is a messenger RNA of Lates calcarifer (barramundi perch), 1672 nucleotides long. Its product is annotated as phytanoyl-CoA hydroxylase-interacting protein-like. Gene Ontology annotation, molecular function: protein binding. Gene Ontology annotation, cellular component: cytoplasm. The transcript has 6 exons. The coding region runs from base 26 to 1153 and encodes 375 amino acids. Lineage: Eukaryota; Metazoa; Chordata; Actinopteri; Centropomidae. The record is from RefSeq and is a predicted model, not a curated record.
CAUCUGUGUUUUGGUCUUUGUGGAUAUGAACAUGAUGGAGCCUCUUCACAGCAGCAUGAACCAUCCAACUGUGGAGCUGAAGAGUCUGCAGCUAUGUGACCGGGAAGGCACAGAGUCUGCGGACAGCGGCAUCGGGGAUGUGGAUGACCUGCCAGUUCCUCAGCAGAUCCAGAUCAGUAACAUCACUUGUGAUUCAUUCAAGAUCAGCUGGGACAUGGACAGCAGAGGCCGAGAGAGGAUCACACACUACUUCAUCGACCUCAACAAAAAGGAAAACAAGAAGGAGAACAAGUUCAAACACAAGGAUGUACCAACGAAGCUGGUGGCGAAGGCGGUUCCCCUGCCGAUGACGGUGAGAGGCCAUUGGUUCCUGAGUCCUCGUACAGAGUACACGGUGGCCGUCCAGACGGCCGCCAAACAGCCAGACGGAGACUACAGCGUUUCUCAGUGGAGCGAGAUCAUCGAGUUCUGCACUGCAGAUUACUCCACCGCCCACCUGAACCAGCUGCUGCAGAAAGCCGAGGCCAUCGCCGGCAGGAUGCUGCCGUUCACCGUCUUCUACAGGAACCAGCAGAGGGAGUACUUCCAACAAGCCAGCCCCUCUUAUCGUUCCAGAGACGCUCAGUGCCGCCGAAUGCUGCCGGCAGUUAAAGACAACAGCGGGAGCCACGGGUCGCCCAUCAGCAGCAAACUGGAGGGGAUCUUCUUCAGCUGCAACACAGAGUUCAACACAGGAAAACCCCCCCAGGACUCCCCAUAUGGACCCUACCGCUUCCAGAUCCAAGCAGACCUCCUCUUCAACCAUAACACCAACAUCUACUUUGGGGAUUUCUACUGUAUGUACACGUCCUACCACUACGUGAUCCUGGUCCUGGCCCCUGAUGGCUCCAAAGGAGACGUCUUCUGUAAAGGGAGGCUGCCGGCCCUGGACAGAUCCAACAACUGCUUCCUGACCUGCACCGAGGAGGACGACGGCUCUCUGUCUUUCUGUCACGCUCAGGACGUCAUCCUGGAGGUGAUCUACACAGAGCCGGUGGAUCUGAUUUUAGGAACUGUAUCACAGAUCAGCGGCCACCAGCUCAUGAGUCUGUCCACCCUCAACGCUAAGAAAGACCCCAGCUGCAAGAUCUGCAACAUCAGUGUGGGACGUUAACGGGAUCUUUAGACUGGACAAUCAGCUAACCUCCUAAUAACUACACCCAUUCUUUGUUGAAUGACUGGCUACCUAACAGGCAAUCCAUUUAUUUUUUUAAAGAGUAAUUUAACACUAAAUCCUUUUUUAAAAAACAUAUAUUUUCAAUAUUAUAGCACCAAUUGUUUCUGGUGUCAUACCAUUACCAUUUAUCACAGUUCUCCAGCAUUUAUCCAGAAUUCAUAGAACCAUAGUUACACAUGUAACUGAAAGGACAUUGACAGCUGAAGUGAAACCAGAACUUUUGGGUUAAGUCAAAAUAACUGUAACAUUUGUCAUCUCACAAAUGUUUAAAAAUACAGCUCAGCAACACAAUCUUACUCCACUGUGUUUUACAUCUCUACCACAACUUUAGUUAGUUCACUGUCUGUAAUAACAGCAGGACAGCUGAGCGCCUGUGGUGAGUUCACUGUCUGUAAUAACUAUAAUAAACUUUGUAAAAUGUCAGUUAAAGUUGUGACUAAACCUUUUUAACAGAAA